Molecule: messenger RNA, 1413 nt
Organism: Leptonychotes weddellii (Weddell seal)
Lineage: Eukaryota; Metazoa; Chordata; Mammalia; Carnivora; Phocidae
Source: RefSeq, a predicted model, not a curated record
CUUUAUAAGACAGGUCGGGAGAUGCAGGAGAGGAUCAUGGACCUGCUCAUAGUGGUGGAGAAUGAAGAUGUAACUGUUGAGCUAAUUCAAGUGAAUGAGGAUUUGAAUAACGCCCUCCUUGGAUGUGAGAGAUUCACUCGGAACCAACAAAGGAUUUUGGAGCAAAAUAGGAACCAGAGGGAAGAUGCCAAUACUGCCAGUGAACCUUCUGCCCCAUCCUGUGAUCUCUUGGGCCUUAGGCUCAGUCCUCCAAUGCCUAGGGCCUCUCUGGGAGAACUCAACACCACAAAUGCUCAGCUUUCAGACUUAAAUUUCAGCUCUCCAAGUCCUGUUGUAACAAACAACUUGAACCCCAGUCUUCAUCCACAGGUGGAUUUACUAGCCUUGGAAAAUACAGAAACACCCCUGUUUGCCCAAAGGACCAGCCAGAACAGCACCUCAAGUCCUACAUAUGAAAGUUUUCCAGAAUAUUCAAAUUCAGUACUACAGCCAGUUAGUCUGCAGAACAUUCCAGCAACACUGUCAAGCCAGAGACUGCCUUCCUUGCCCAGCAAUCAUCCAGCAAUGACAAAGAAUGAUCUCCAGCCACCCAAUUACUACAAGGUAAUGGAGUUUGAUCCCUUAGCUCCUGCUGUCGCUACAGAAGCUGUUUAUGAAGAAAUUGAUGUUCAUCACCAGAAAGGAGCUCCAAGUCAUAGUGACUGUUGAGGUGAAAGUGGAUGACCAGCUCACUAACUACAUUAGAGGUGCCAACUCUAAAAUGUAGACCCUGUGCAGCUUUGAGGCCCAGAAGACAAGACCUACCAGCACAUCAGAAGCUUGGUGGAACAUUUUUCCUGGGCAAUAAUGAAGUUUCACAGAAGAGUAACAGUUCCAGAGGAAUAUUUACGCUUCCAGACCACAGUUUAAACUUUAUCUCAAAAGAACUUGGGUUAACAUAUAUUCACUUAAAACUUCAGAAGAAAAAUCCAUUGUACUGAGGCCAGGUAGUUUAAUGAUAGCAUCUUAGGUUUCACAGGGCUUCCUACCUUUAGAAAAGAAAUCCUCACACAGCUGUGAUGAGUAGAUGAAGAUUUUUAUUACAAAAUAAUUAUGAAGACUUUUGAGUGCCUUCAUUUAACUAAGUUGAAUGUAAAAGUCAAUUUGUACUUUUUUAUAAAUAAUACUUGUUUAGAAUUAGAAUUAUAACUUGUAAAAGCCUUCAUGAUUUAUAUUUCAGGUACCCUGAAGAGGUCACUGGACUGUUCAUUAAAGUUGCCUUGAAAUAUGAUUCUUUAUAAUACUAGAUGAUCUUUUUUCUCCCCUUUUUACUGUAAUAUUUCUAUUUGGAACAAACACUACUGGAAAACAUUCAGAAUAAAUUGUGCAUUCAUUUAUGUCAUAAAUUACAAUGACAAAUUACUAUUAAAACAA